Messenger RNA from Thalassophryne amazonica, 4605 nucleotides. RefSeq names its product transmembrane channel-like 8 (gene tmc8). The transcript is spliced from 15 exons. Lineage: Eukaryota; Metazoa; Chordata; Actinopteri; Batrachoidiformes; Batrachoididae. Gene Ontology annotation, molecular function: mechanosensitive monoatomic ion channel activity. Bases 100 to 2220 code for a protein of 706 amino acids. Gene Ontology annotation, cellular component: plasma membrane. The record is from RefSeq and is a predicted model, not a curated record.
UACAGAAUUAGGAAGUCACCUUUUAAAAAGCCGUUAGAGCGUGAAGUUUAGUCACUUUUUGGAAGAAACAGGUCGGGUCCUUUAACAUCUGGAGAAAAAAUGGAAAUGAAAAUUCAGCCAGAUGAGACCAGAUGUUCCAGUCAAUCCUCAGAUUCAUGUGAGUACUAUCAGACCGAGAUCUUUGACCAGCUGCCCAGCAUCCAAGCAUCCCGACAGGAUCAGAUCUCAACUGCUGACAAUGACCUCAGUCAUGCACACCUGUCCAGGAGACCCCGAGACCUCAGGGAGUCCUCAGAACCACUCAGGAACCUGGCCAUGUGCCUUCAAGCCAAGAGGGAUGUCAGGAAAAGGAGAAAUAUGCAAAUAAAAAAGUUUGGAUUCUGGGAGUCGUGGCGUCAGAGUGAGAGUAUCCACAGAAAAAGAUUAUGGGAACAGAUGAGGGUUUUUUUGUCAGACCUGUUACUGUGGCAACGCACACUUCACUCCAUUGAAGGUAGGUUUGGAGUCGGUGUGAAGUCCUACUUUGUUCUGCUGAGAUAUCUGAUUUGUGUGAACCUGCUGCACUGUCUCCUCAUCUGUGUGUCCAUUGUGGGACCUGCAGUACUUCAUGGCAGAAGCGACAGCUGGGACCUGUUGAGGUUUGGAGAUGGUGACUCUGUUCUGGACUUCUUCCUGGGGACGGUAAGGACUUGUGACUCGUCUGUGUGUUGUCAAUGUCAGUGUGUCUUAACCAUUUCCGUCCUGCAGGGCUAUCUGGACCGUUCUCCGGUCUUCUUUGGUUUCUUCACACGUGGCUCCCUGAACCUGCCGUGCUUGAACUCACCACUGCUGUACCUCAGUGGAAUCUUCACCGUCUUCUUCCUCAGCCUCAUCAUGGUGAUCCGCAGAACAACAGUGGGCUACAAGCACACGUGGAUGCUGGAGAAACGUUACAGCAUGAAUGUGAGCUUCAGAAUCUUCUGUGGCUGGGACUUCACCAUCCAGGACCCCACUGCAGCUGGGCUCAAAUACAGCUUCAUCAGAAAUGACCUUAAGCUGCUCCUGGAGGAGCAGAGUUUCUCCUUACGUGAGGCUCAGCGAACCUUCUCACAAAGGGUGCGUCUGCACCUUGUGAGGUUCGUCCUCAACCUGCUGAUUCUGACUCUGCUGGGCGGAGCCUUCUGCCUCAUCUACUUCUCCACACAAACCUCACAGGCAGCAGCUCAGCAGAGCGGGAACCACUGGUUGGUCAGUUUGGUUCUCCAGUACCUUCCUGCCAUCACCAUGAUGUUGGUCAACCUGUUCCUUCCGCAUGUCUUCCGGAAGAUCUCGUCUUUUGAGGAUUACUCUUUCACCACACAGGUCAACGCCACGUUGGUGAGGAGCAUCUUCCUGAAACUGGCCUCACUGGGAAUCUACCUGCUGUUCCUCUUCCAAACAAAAUGGCAUCAGUGCUGGGAGAACUGCUUUGGCAGAGAGAUGUACAAACUCUGCAUCUUCAACUUCCUUGCCAGUUUCUGCAACACCUUCCUCUUCAACUACCCCAGGAAGUUGCUGUGGAAUAGGUACCCAGAAUCCCUGGUGGCCAGGUUGCUGGGGAAACAGCAUUUCCUCAUCCCAUUUAAUGUCCUGGACUUGGUACACAGUCAGACAGUGUCAUGGGUGGGAGUCUACUACUGCCCUCUGCUGCCGAUGAUAGGAACUGUCACACUGGUGCUGACUGUCUACAUCAAGAAGUUCACCGUUCUGCACUGCUGUGUGGCCGAGCAGAGGAUGUUUCGAGCCUCCAGCUCCUCGGUUCUGUUUCACUUCAUGCUGCUGCUCGGACUCGUCCUGGCUGGAACCUCGUUGGCCUUCAGCCUCGGACAGUUCUCCCCAUCUUCAUCCUGUGGUCCCUUUGGAAGUGGAGAGACCAUCUUCAGUGUGACAGGAGCAUGUGUGGACAGCCUCCCGGGACCCGCUCACACAGUCAUCCGCUACAUGGCUUCUGAGGCCUUUGCUCUGCCACUUCUUCUUGCUGAGAUCAUCAUUUUGACAUCAUAUGUGACACAGAGGCGGUCCAAUCAGAGGACAAUCCAGAGCCUGAAAGGCAUGCUGGUGAUGAGCAGCUCAGACAAACGUUUCCUGGUGCAAAAACAUUCCAGCAUCCUCAGACGUCAGGCAAGAAAUCAAAGAGGAACCAACAACACUGACCCUGACCCCAACCCUAAAUUGAAAAGGAACCAACAACCCCAUCUCUGACAGAUACAGAUUUUUUUAACAGAAUGAAAGAGGUGUGUCCAGAGCACAAAUUAAAAUGAAAAUAUAUAUAUAAGAAUGUAGUUGCAAAACAAACUGUAUAUAAAAAAGAGAAAACUAUAUACAGAACUGUGGAUACUGCACAUAAAUAAAUGUUUCCCUCAUUUCCAGUGUGUCAUGUGACCUGGCUGUUUGGUUCCAUUCAAAGCUCUAACAGCAGUCGUGUCGAAACGGUUUUUCAGUCUGUUCUUGUUUUAAUGGUCCUGUACCAUCUGCCUGAUGGCAGCAGCGCAAACAGAGAGUGUCCAGGGUGGGAUGAGUCCUUCAGGAUGGUGUUGGCUCUCCUGAGACAGUCAGAGCCAUGAAGGUCCCCCUUUCCUGUUUGGCUCCGUGCAGCUGGUAAACCACAUCCAGAGGCAGUAUGUGAGGAUGCUCUCCAUGGCAGAGCAGGAAAAAGACACCAGACAUCUCUGGUUGAUGUUAGUUUUCCUGAAGAUUCUCAGAAAGCGGAGUCAUUGCUGUGCCUUCUUUACCAAGUGUGUGGUGUUCCUAUCCUAGGUCAGUUUCUCCUCUAUGUGGACUCCCAGGAAACAAGUCCCUGACCCUUUCCACACAGGCCCCCCCAAUGAUAACAGGCUGAAUAUCUCUUUGGUUUCUCCUGAAGUCUAUGAUUAGCUCCUUGGUUUUGGAUGUGUUCAGGAGCAGGUUAUUUUCUCUACACCAUCAGCUGUUCCACCUCCUCCCAGUAGGUGGACUCAUCUUCUCCAAUGAUACAGCCAACCACUGUGGUGUCAUCCACAUACUUAAUGAAGGUGUUGCUGGUGUGGACAGGGUGCAGUCAGAGGUGUAGAGGGUAAAGAGCAGUGGGCUCAGCACGCAGCCUUGAGGGGAACCAGUGCUGAGUGUGAGAGCCAAUCCUGACUCUGUGAGCCAUCGGACAGAAAGUCCUUCAUCCAGAGACAUGUGGAAUGAGGUAGACUGAGGUUCAGCAGGUUCCUUACGAGGCAACGGGGGAGGAUGGUGUUGAAUGCUGAACUAUAAUCCACGAAGGCGAGUGUAGUUACCCUUGUGGUCCAGGUGGGUCAGCGUGGUGUGGAGGGCAGAGGUCACAGCAUCCUCUGAGGUCCUGUUGGCUUUGUUAGUGAAUUGAUAUGGUAUUACACUGAUGAGGAAGAGGCUGGGAAGUGGUGGUUUGUGUGGCUGUUUUCGUAGCCUGGCUAGCCCGCCGGCCCUGCAUCCCUGCUUCUGCUUGUGCUCCUUGCGCCGCCUCCGCUUCCUUCUUGUUGGGAUGGUGAUCCACGGACAGCCGGGGUCCCUUCCUAUGUGUACUGGGAUGUUAUAUGAACGAGAAGACUCCACUGUAAUACUCCUCUCGCACAAAGCUCCAAUUUUUAAAAGUUUGUGUCGACUGUAAGUGGUGUUCGUGGUGGUGGUGUUUGACAGAAAGAUGCUAAGACGAUGAGGAUGUACAUAAACAAUCAAACAAAGCACUGAAAGUGAGCGCACAGAGCCACCGCGUUUACACGUGCAGCCAUAUUUUUUAAUAGCAGUAAUCCUAACCCAGGGGUGCCCAACCUUUUUUGAGCCAAGUUCUACUUUUAAAGUUGACAAUGUAUCGAGAGCUACCAAGCCAGAGUGUAGCCACAAUUUAUUGUGCACCAAUAUAAUAACAAUUUUCUGGCAUAAAGAUAAAGUUUUAACAACAAUAAUACAUUAUUUAAGUAAAUGUGCAUGGUGCAAAGAAUAAGCACAAGUAGGCCUCGAACUGGCCCGUAACAACACAACAAACAACCCAAAUGAUACAACACCUAAUUCAAAUUGAAGAAGUUGUUGCCUACCUUAGUGGGACUUCUGGCACUGAGAGGAGGCGGCUGGUCUCUCACAGUCCAGACAGUAGGAGCUGAGUGCAGCCGGAAGCAGGCUGCAGGGUGGUCAUCAGUCAUGGUGGAUCUGUAUUUUGACUUGAUGAUUUUCAUGUGUGAAAAGGCAGAUUCACACAGAUAUGUUGAUCCAAAAAGUGCAGUCAGAUUCUGUGCACUUUGUCUGAGGUUGGGCUGCUGCUCUUUCUGCAUUAGAUUCCAGAAUUGGACAUUCAUGUCAGGUAUUGCUCUGGAUUUGAGCUCAGCUGUCCAGGUUCGAGAGCAAUGCCACUGUGGAUGUUACACCAUCCACAUCUAUAUUUUCCCCAAAUGGAAAACAGAGAAAACUGACAACAGGCUCAAUGGAAGCAAAGUCAGUAAAGCACCUGUCAAAUUCUGACAAGAUGUUCUGAACAUGAUCAUCAUAACGUGCACUCUCAAGCAGUGUUGUAUGUAGCAAAGUAGAAACACUGUUACUGUACUUAAGUAGAAUUUUGACGUAUCUGUAAUUUACUUCCUUAUUUACAUU